GAUUUUGUUUGACGUCUGUGAUUCUGGAACAUCGAAAGCUGCAAGAGGGGAGAGAGAGAGAGAGAGAGAGAGAAUGUGGAGAAGAGCUCUGUAUUUGCUAUCACACAGGCACUUCUCCGCCGAGCCUGAAGUCCCCAGCCUCUACUCUUUCCUCCAACCAUCAAUCUUUGCCCUGAAGAGGGACCCGCCACUCCCCCCCAAGCCCCAACAAGACCCAACUCCACAAACCCUAACCCUAGAGCGCCAAUCCACCCUAGAAGCCACCCUCCGAGAAUCCCUCAACGCCAACAACACUGACGAGGCAUGGAAGUCAUUCAAGACCCUCACCAACUGCUCUUCAUUCCCAAGUAAGCCUCUCACCAAUUCCAUGAUCACCCACUUGUCUUCGCUCAAGGACACCCACAACCUGAAAAGGGCUUUUGCCUCUGUGGUUUUCUUGUUGGAGAAGAACCCGAGUUUGGUAGAGUAUCAAACUGUCGAAACCCUUUUGAAUUCUAUGAAAGAUGGUGGCACUGCUGCCCCUGCCUUUGCAUUGGUUAAGUGCAUGUUCAAGAACAGGUAUUUUGUGCCUUUUGGAAUCUGGGGCAGUGCUCUGGUGGAAAUUUGUAGGAAAAAUGGCAGCUUUGCGGCUUUUUUGCGCGUUUUUAAUGAGAACUGUAGGAUUGCUUUGGAUGAGAAGCUGGAUUUUAUGAAGCCGAAUUUGGUCGUGUGUAAUGCGGCUUUGGAGGGUUGUUGUCGUGAUCUUGAAUCUAUUGUUGAUGCUGAGAAUGUUGUGGAGACAAUGUCAGUGUUGGGGGUUAGGCCGGAUGAAUUGAGUUUUGGGUUUCUUGCUUAUUUGUAUGCAUUGAAGGGGCUUGAAGAAAAGAUAGUUGAGUUAGAAAGUUUGAUGAGUGGGUUUGGUUUUGCUAAUAAGAGGACAUUUCUUGGUAACGUGAUUAGUGGCUAUGUGAAAUCUGGUAGCUUAGAAUCUGUUUCAGUUAAUAUUUUACGUAAUUUAAGAGCUAAUGGAGAGGACUCAAAUUUUACUGAAGAAACUUUUUGUCAAGUAGUAAGAGGAUUUCUUCAGCAUGGAAGUUUCAAGGAUUUAGCGAAUUUAAUAAUUGAAGCUCAAAAGUUGGAAACACAAUCAAUCACAAUCGAGAAAUCCAUUGGUUAUGGCAUUAUCAGUGCUUGUGUUAAUCUUGGCUUUUUGGAUAAGGCACAUAGCAUUCUCGAUGAAAUGAAUGCUCGGGGAUGUAGUGUUGGGCUUGGGGUUUAUGUGCCAAUCUUGAAUGCUUAUUGCCAAGAGAAAAGAACAGCUGAAGCGACUGAAUUGGUUACGGAGAUAAGUAAUUCAGGACUUCAGUUGGAUGCUACUACAUAUGAUGCUCUAAUAGACGCAUCAAUGUCAAGCCAAGAUUUUCAGUCGGCAUUCUCUCUGUUUAGGGACAUGAGGGAAGCAAGAAUACCUGAUCUGAAUGGAAGUUACUUGACGAUAAUGACAGGUUUAACUGAGAAUCACCGGCCUGAGCUAAUGGCAGCCUUUUUAGAUGAGGUUGUUGAGGAUCCUCGAAUUGUAGUGGGUACCCACGACUGGAAUUCAAUUCUUCAUGCCUUUUGUAAGGCUGGGCGGUUAGAAGAUGCAAGGAGAACUUUCAGAAGGAUGGUAUUCCUGCAGUUUGAGCCAAAUGAGCAGACAUAUCUGUCCCUCAUUAAUGGUUAUGCAAAUGCAGAGAAACACUUUAAUGUUAUGAUGUUGUGGAACGAGGUUAAGAGAAGGCUAUCUAUUGAUGGAGACAAGAGGUUCAAAUUAGACCACAAUUUGGUCGAUGCGUUCCUUUAUGCUCUGGUUAAGGGAGGAUUCUUUGAUGCCGUGAUGCAAGUUGUGGAGAAAUCUCAGGAGAUGAAAAUUUUCGUUGAUAAGUGGAGGUACAAACAAGCUUUUAUGGAGAACCAUAAGAAACUCAAAGUGGCAAAGUUAAGAAAGAGAAACUUAAGGAAAAUGGAAUCACUUGUUGCCUUCAAGAAUUGGGCCGGUCUGAGUGCAGAGUGAACCUCACCUCUGUCUGUUGCUUAUUUUGUUCACACAAUGCCCUCUUGAGAUAUUAUUGGUAUCUGAGUGACAGCUCCUAAUUGAAGGUGAGAAACAGGGAUUCAGUUGGCAUGUUGUUUCUAGAUACUUGAGCCGAUUGUGCAGUAAUUUUGACACUCAAAGAGUAUAUUAGACAUGAAUUUCUCUUCGCGUAAACACUAGGCUUGGUGCUUGGUCCAAUUUCAUACUUCAUUGCAACUACUCUGUAAAUUUUAGGGAUCAAUAAAGCUAGAGGUUUGUCAGCCAUUAUGAGAUCAUUGUUUCAACACUUAGUUGUUGGAAGUUGUUUGAUCUGUUAGAGCUACAAACAGGCGACACGCUUGAUGGUUUCUCUGAGAUUACUCUGUGCAGUUGCUGAAUUAAAUGAUUGUUCUGGACAACAAAUGUACUAAUGGCUCUGUGUGCCUUACACAUCAAAUGUAGAGAAUGACAGGCACUGUAUUUUCUGCCA
Messenger RNA from Rhododendron vialii, 2522 nucleotides. Its product is annotated as pentatricopeptide repeat-containing protein At1g69290. Bases 74 to 2032 code for a protein of 652 amino acids. Lineage: Eukaryota; Viridiplantae; Streptophyta; Magnoliopsida; Ericales; Ericaceae. Gene Ontology annotation, molecular function: protein binding. The transcript has a single exon. The record is from RefSeq and is a predicted model, not a curated record.